Messenger RNA from Solanum pennellii, 1940 nucleotides. RefSeq lists its product as uncharacterized. The record is from RefSeq and is a predicted model, not a curated record. The transcript is spliced from 3 exons. The coding region runs from base 136 to 1587 and encodes 483 amino acids. NCBI's taxonomy places the organism in Eukaryota, Viridiplantae, Streptophyta, Magnoliopsida, Solanales, Solanaceae.
UACUUUGCAAAAAAACCCCCACACCACCCUCCCAACUCCAAAAUCUCUUUGGUUUCAAAAAAAAAAAGUUGAAAACUCUUCAACAAACAAAAAAAAGAAAAAUAUAAUCCGCGACGUCUGAUUAAGAAUUUCGCUAUGGUGCAGAAGCAUUUACAUGAACUUUUACAAGAAGAUCAAGAACCAUUUAAACUUAAACAUUACAUCGCCGAUAGGCGGUGUCAGCUCAAUAAAAAUCCUUCCAAAUAUUCGUUACAAACCGUUAAGAAACAAAAAUCGAUUUCUUCUCCGAGUAAUACAAGUACACUAUUAUGCAAACACGCAUGUUUUUUCACAUCGAUUCGGAAAAAAUCAGACGGAGGUAGUUCGGAGAGAUUAUCAUCACCGAUCAAUUUCCCGGCAUCAACAAAAAGUCCAGUGAGAAAAGUGUUUCUACAUAUCCCCGCUUCAACUUCCUCGUUACUGUUGGAAUCAGCAAUGAGGAUUCAGAAGAAACAAAAUCGACCCAAAUUGAAGAAAACCCAGAUGGGUUUUGGUUUAUUUGGGUCGAUUUUGAAGAAAUUUAUGAAUAAGAAACGUGAAAUUGGGAUGAAGAGAAAUGAAAUUGUUGCGGAAUUGACGAGUGGGUCGUGUUCAUGUAAUCACAGUAGGCUUAGUAGUGCCGGUUGGUCGGAGAGUAAUGAAGAAAAAUCGAUGGAUUUUGAAACUUCGAGUAGUUGCAGAUCGGAAAAUGAAGAGAUUGAGGACAUUGAGUUAGGUAUUUGUGAGAAAAAAUAUUGUUCCAGUCCGAUAAGCCCGUUUAGAUUUUCUCUUCAGAAAUGCCCGUCGUCCACUGGUUGCCGGACGCCGGAUUUUUCAUCGCCGGUAGCAUCUCCGGUUCGCCACAAAACAGAGGACAAAGAAAACUAUGAAGAUUUAGCAAAUAUUGAACAAGAAGAAGAUGAAAAAGAACAAUGUAGCCCCGUUUCCGUCUUCGAUCCUCCGUUUGAUGACGAUGGACAUGAAUGUGAAUACGAGUACGAGGAUGAGGAUGAAGAUGAGGAAGACGAUGAUUGUGGUAUCGAGUGCAACUAUGCACUAGUACAGAGAGCACAACAACAACUUCUAUCCAAGCUUCGUAGAUUCGAGAAGCUAGCAGAGUUGGAUCCUAUUGAGCUCGAGAAACUAAUGCUCGAGGAAGAAGAAGAAGAAGAAGGCAACAAUGAUCUCGAAUAUGAUAAUGAUUCGUUGUUAUCAUACAGAGACCGUGAUUUUGAGACGUUUGCAAGUGAAGUAACAAUCCCUUUCGACAUGAAAAGGCUAGUCUCAGACCUUAUAUACGAGGAGAAAACCGAGACUAACAACUCAAACAAUAGGGAAGAAGAAGUUGUCUUUGGAAGAGUAUGCAAGAGGUUAGAUUCAUGGCAACAUGUUAGAUCAGACACCAUUGACAUGAUGAUCGAAUCGGACUUUAAAACCGAGCUUGAUGAUUGGAAAAAGUUUCAUGAACAAAGGGAAGAAGCUGUAUUGGAAGUUGAAGUUUCAAUCUUUAGGUUGUUAGUAGAAGAAGUAGCAGAGGAGAUAGUGCAUUUUGGUGGACAUCAUUGGUAAUUUCAAUAAAAGUUUUGGCCUAAGCAUUUCUUCGCGAAUCCAGAUUAGUCAGAGCACCAAUGUUGGUUCUGGACACCGAAUUGGGAAACAAAAAAGAACACAUAGAGAUCUCCUUUGUAUUUUAAUCUAUCAUAGUCUAACUUAUUGUACUAUGACUUAGGCUAUAGUUUGUAGUGCAACCCAAAGAGUUUUUUUGGGGUGUUAGACAAUAGUAUUUAGUAGCAAAAAUUACUUAUCAUGUACAUGUGAGGGGGGGAAGGUAAAUUCUAUCUUUACUUCAUGAGACUAAAAAGUAUAGCCCUCAAUUUUCUUACUAGAGGAAAUAAUCUUUGUAUCAAGACUUUGCUUCUUUA